Molecule: messenger RNA, 915 nt
Organism: Seminavis robusta
Lineage: Eukaryota; Bacillariophyta; Bacillariophyceae; Naviculales; Naviculaceae
Source: the annotation of a GenBank genome assembly
AUGCCGAAAGCCCUUUUCAACAGCCGACUGAUUGGGCUGCCUUGUCUCGACUCUGAGGAAUUGGCCGAUGCCCGCAAGAAAGAGCUCUUGAUUCCCCGCCGGGACGCCAGACAGCUUGGAGUUACCGCGGUUAAAGCCGUCAACGCGGGUUUCUACGUCUUACCCGACGGGUCUGAGGUGAUGUGGAAAGACUUCGUUGACAAUGCUAGAAAAGAGAAAGUCAGCAUCAAGCCAAAUGAUCCGCUUCCAGACUAUUUUCCCGACCAAAGUACAAAGACGCUGGUCCAGGUGACCAACCAAACGACAAUGCAAGCGGCACUGCAAAUGGUACAAAAGGGCGAAAAGCCUCUGGCCCUCAACUUUGCCAACGGUUACUCAGUGGGGGGAGGUUUUCUCGGUGGCUCUCGAGCGCAGGAAGAAUGCUUGUGUCGAUCCAGUGCCCUCUAUGUCACCCUGAAAGGAGACGACAUGUACAAGCACCACCAAAGACAGCCAGGCCCCAAAGUAUCAUCUUCUUGGGCGAUUCUCUCUCCCAACGUCCCCGUAUUUCGCACCGACGCCGGUAAAGAGCUCAGCGAACCCUGGUUAUUGAGCAUAGUGACUUGUGCAGCACCUCAGGCCCACAAAGCUAAGAAUGCCAAGGAAGCAGAAAAGUUGCUCAAACAACGCAUUCGCCGAGUUCUAGAGAUUGCCGCGGCCUAUGGGUACACAUCUUUGGUGCUUGGUGCGUGGGGUUGUGGCGCGUUCGGUUGUGAUCCUGUGCGCACCGCCCGUGAUUUUCGCGAGUCUUUGGAGAAUGAAUUUGCAGGAGUCUUCACCAACAUUGUCUUUGCCAUUACCGAUUGGUCCGAGGAGAGAAUGUUUUUGGGCCCCUUCCGAGACGCUUUUGCUCCAGAAACAAAGGAACAAUCAUAG